AUAGGAUGCCCUGGACGUCGAAUAAACGCACGGUAAAAAGAACGUGCAUGUGAAUUCACAAAUUACAUGGCUGCCUUCUCGGGGACGAAGUGAUCGAAUCUACUCUUCGAAACUGUCAAUUUACAGCAGGAUAACUGACAUAUCUACGAGUUCAUCGGUCUCUGUGGCUUUCCCAGAUUGAUUUGGAUACGGACGAGGUAAAUAACAUUGCCUUUGGAUGCGUAUUUGAGAGAGGUUUUCGUCGGAUGGUUUUUGCAGAGAACCGCAGCUUCACAACACGGCUCUGGAUCUAAACCAACGCGGAAUAGCUAUAUAGCCCAAUGGCACAGAGGUAUCAUGAUGAUGGUCUGCCCCAUUACGGAGGUUUAGAAUCUUCAGCUACAUCAAUGUAUGAAGCCCACGCCCCACGUUCUGCAGUUCACUAUUCCCAGGCUUACGGCCAACCCAGCAUACCACAGCUGAACCAUGCUCCAGCAGUGGGCCACCCACAGUUCUAUUCCAGCCAUACAGCCAAUGUCAUGACACCCGUAUCAACAGGGGUAACAGACAUACACAAAAGAGACAAAGAUGCCAUAUAUGGGCAUCCAUUAUUUCCCCUUCUUGCACUAAUCUUUGAGAAGUGUGAGCUUGCAACUUGUACGCCUCGUGAGCCAGGAGUGGCCGGUGGUGACGUUUGUUCAUCAGAGUCCUUCAAUGAAGAUAUCGCUGUCUUCGCUAAACAGGCAAGGGCUGACAAGCAGUACUUCUCCAGUAAUGAAGAACUUGAUAGUUUGAUGAUUCAGUCUAUUCAGGUACUGAGGUUUCACUUAUUAGAGUUGGAAAAGGUACAUGAGUUGUGUGACAACUUCUGCCAUCGAUACAUAAAUUGUCUAAAAGGGAAGAUGCCAAUCGAUCUAGUGAUUGAAGAUAGGGAAGGAGGGAUGAAUGGAGGAAAGCCAGGCUUGGGAGAUAACCUCACAGAUUCAAGAAGUGAAACGGGCUCGGUGGGUCCUCCUGCACAAGGAGCUCUUACUCCAUCUAGUGGUCUGCAACAACCUAGCAGUAACUACAGCCAACAUUCAGGAAGCUUACCUCUAGGCAAUCAUGGCCAACAACAAGAUGAUACUCACUCUAAUGCAGGAUCAGAUACACCACUCACAAGCAUGGUCGCUCAAAUGCACUCUGGAGAUAACAAUAGUGAAACAGAUGGUGGUCUUGAUAACAGUCUUGGUUCAGGUGAAGGAACGGGUGAAGAUGAUGAUGAUGAUAGAGCAUCUAAACGCCAGAAGAAACGAGGCAUCUUCCCUAAAUCAGCAACAAACAUCAUGAGGGCGUGGUUAUUUCAGCAUCUUACUCACCCUUAUCCCUCUGAAGAACAGAAGAAGCAACUAGCGCAAGACACAGGCUUGACGAUCCUACAAGUUAACAAUUGGUUCAUCAAUGCACGGCGUAGGAUAGUCCAGCCGAUGAUUGACCAAUCAAACCGUGCAGGAGGUCAAGGCAUGAUGGGUAAUGAUAUGAUUGGCCAAUCAGCAGCAGUCUCUGGUAUGGGUAUGCCUCCUGUAUCGGGUGGUUCUUCUUAUUCUCACUCCACCCAGCUCCACCCCUCAAUGCACUCACAAGCUAUGAUGCUCGCUGGUCACCCUCACUCUAUGAUGAUGUCUCAUCAUGCAUCAGGACAUGUUGGAUCACACAGUGGUGGGGUUGGCCAAUCUUCACCUAGUCUUCUUAACCACAACGACUCGGUCACAGCAUAAACAACAACAACAACAACAAAAAUAACAAGAGAAACCUAGAAGGUUAAUCUAUAAUGUUGAACUGUCGGUGAUAUGGCUAUUGCAGAUGAGAGACGCCAUUAAUAUCAUUUGUAAAUAUCUGUCUGACAUCUACUUGUAUUGAACUUAACUUGUGAUAUAUUAUGGUACUUGCUCUAGCACUUUUUGCAACAUGGAAGUUGUAUUGGUAAGUAACUGCAUCAUAAGCAAUGCCCACUGAAUACAUACUUGCUGAAAUGGUUUUAGAACGGCUAUAGGAAAUACAUUGGGCUCGUUGCUCUUGUAUGCUGGAAUUCUGGCCUAUUCAUGUUUUGCAAACACUCAAGAACUUAUAGAAUAUGUCAACUUUUGUCCUAACUAGGCUGUUUGUCCAUGGGUCAGUUUUUAUUAUUAUUUUUUAAAGUAUGUCCUUUGCAUUCAGUGUUCCUUGCAAGACGUAAACUGACUUCAAAGAAGAACGAUAAAGUUCAUUUUUAUGUUUGAGCCUCUCCUUGUGGCUGUUUAAGUUUGAGUCUUGUGGCCAUUUAAGAUUCAAGGUGUUCUGUUCUAAGAAAAGAUCUCUUCCUGGGUUUUUUCAGGAUUUGUAAUUUUUGGAAAUCAUGAGCCUGCAUAAUGAAAAAAAUGAAACAGAUGUUGUCAAGUUUGGAGCCAGAAAUACCUCAAUACUGAGAGUGGGACUAUUGUAUGUGAUUGCCUUACUUACCAACAGGAUCGAGUUUGGAUAAAACCUGCCAUUAUUCCCAAAUCAUAGCUCUCAUAACUUCUACUACACUCUCCCUGAUUUUAUAUAAUAAUGGACCUGAGGGAAUGCCACACGCUUAAUGCCAAAAUAGGUUUUGUUGUUUUAAUAAAUUUGUUUUUUUACUCUGUUGGGAAAAUGAAUAUACACAAGGGACUAAUAUUCUUGCCAAAAACAUUCAAAAUGUUGCCAAAAGAAACAUCAUUUUCAAAAUGCUGUUUCAUUGUGUAAACCAUACGCAUCAUACUUUUUUAACAACAAAUAUUAACAAGAUUACAGGAAUCAUGUAUUUGAAACAAAAAUCCCUUUUUUGUUUUGUUUAUUCAGGAAUCAGUUAUCAUACAAAGCUGUUAAAAACAAAAAGAAAAGAAUAAUAAUAAUUAAGAGUACCAAAACAUUGGUGUGGAGAAGAAAAUUGUUUCAAAGCAGUACGUCAACAAUUCUAAAGCACCAAGAAACUAACUUCAAGUAGUGUAGCCUUGGCAGGGUCAUUGGUUCACCAGUUCCUAAUUGUUUCAAAGCAGUAUGUCAACAAUUCUAAAGCACCUAGAAACUAACUUCAAGUAGUGUAGCCCUGGCAGGGUCAUUGGUUCACCAGUUCCUAAUUGUUCAAAGCAGUAUGUCAACAAUUCUAAAGCACCUAGAAACUAACUUCAAGUAGUGUAGCCUUGGCAGGGUCAUUGAUCCACUAGUUCCUAAUUGAACGGGAUUGUGAACAUUUCAUAUGAUUGACACCGAAACCUUUGAUGCCAAUGAAGAACAGUGUCUCCUCUUACAAACUCUUGGUGGCACCAUUCUUUGUGAAUGGCUUCAAAAUCAUUGUUGGGUAUUUAUCUGUAAAAAUCACCAUCUGUAAUGUACAGACACAUGCAUUACUUAUAUCAUUACUUGUUAUACAGUUAAAAUUCAGAAUUCAAGCACAACUUUGUAUUCUACGCACAUUUCUUGACAUAUGGAAAUUAUCAAUGAGAGUUGAGGUUUUAUUAGUUCUAGGAAUUCUGGAGUGGAUAUUUUGUGAAGAAUAAAAAAAGAAGUUUGGUUAUUCAUGUGGUGUGAACCAUUAAUGCAAAUCACACUAUUGGUGUAGAGAUCUAUUUAGGUAUUGAACCUUUUGGGGAGUAUUCCUAAAUACUCUACACAUAAGGUAUCAAAUCCUAACCACAUACUUCCCUUUCAUUUGGUUUGCCCUUUCAUUUUUUCCCUGAACAUUUUUUCUCAUUUCUUGUUCAGCAAAAAUAUAAAAUAAGAUGUUUGUGCCAACUACAAAUGUGCCAAGAGAAUCUCUGGUUUUUACAUUCUGAACUCACAUAAUUGGUGCCAACAUACAAAUUAAAAGUCUUUCGCAGUCAGUUGAUAAUUAACAAUGCCCUAAAUCAUUUUAUUUUUUCCCCGAUUCCAUGGGGUAACUCUUAAAGCCUUACAUUGAUUCUAGAGAUGUUUUUGUCAUCAAAAAGCGCUUGUUUUGAAUUUGACACUUACCUGGGGGAAGUUUAAUAAUAUGCUAAUUUUCUUAACAUUUCUGGGUGUGAAUCGAUUAUUAAACUAAAAUCCUUGUAAAUAAAUAGUUGUUGUUUUUUACUCUGAGUCAACCUGGAUUGAUCGCUAGGUUGAAUCAAAUCAACGAUUCUGUGUGUCCACUUAAAGUGGUUUGUUGGUGCAGACUCUUUUAAUGGAGAUCCUUGUAUUCGUUUCUCAGUUCCCUCAAAAUAUGGACAAAGUAGGAAACUCUUUGAAUUGUUGAUUUUUUUUAGAACUUUUCUGAUUGUUAAGUGAAUGUGAUUCAAAUACUCUUAUUGUAUUGAGUUACAGGAAAUCUUACUGAAUGUACUCUAUGACAGGCUUAUAAACAGAAACUCAUCAGGUUUCUUUUCUGUAUUUUGAUGGAACAAGUUAAAAGAAAUGGGAAGACUAAAGUGUACAGUUUAAAGUGGAUAUUUCUCAGUUAAGUACAUUUUCAUUACCAGUUUUGAUGGUAUGUUUAUUUGCUUGUUUGUAAUGUUUAAAGAAUAUUGCCCACCUAUGUAUAGUUUUUUUGUAUGAUUUGUGAUUUUUGUUUUUUUCAAAAUGUGUUUCUCAGAAUUAAAUCUUUGAAAUGCUGAGCUCAAUUCCCGUCUGUGUCUGAUGUGGACAUAGAUUAGCAAUACCAUGUGACAUGCCUAUAUUGAAAAAUUUGUAAUAAAAUUACAGCAUGCAUGAAUUGCUUUAAAGCAGAUCUUGACUGAUGACUGCACAUAGCAUUCUCCAUGUUCUGUAAGUCCCUUAAACUUUGAAAGAAAAACAAAAAGGUAUGGUCUUUUAAACAUCAAAUUGACAUUUAAAGUUUUCUGCAUUCAAGAGUUCAUUUUCCGUAAGGCAGAAUUUGACCAAUUUCAACAUAGCAUAACAAAGUAUUGCCCUCAAUUAUUCUUGUCUUAUUUUUAACAUUGUACUUGAAGUAUUGGUGCUUGUAAAACUAAAUUGGUAAAUGCGAGUUCAUAUCAAUGGUACAUUCUUUGAUGAGUGUUGGACUGUGGGCAAAUAAAUGAAACAUUUCAUUUUAUUCAUUGCGUGGAUAGAGAUACAGCAUUUUUAAGUUUCAAGAUAAUAGUAAUAUAAAUCUAUUUCAGAUUUGUUAUCUAUUUUUCCCAUUCAUUUUAAAUGAAGAAGUGUGAAAACGAGAUUUGUUCUUGCCAAUCUGUUGGUGAUGUAAACCCACCCAUUUAUUCUUCUGUCUUUGUUUGACAUUAGACACUCGACAGCAUUAUUGGUUUUCUUCAAAUAGAAUGGAAACACUCUUCAAGGAGUGAAGUUGGUUUAUCUUUGAUAUAUUUAUUCAUACAGCACAGUUACCCGGGAUUUAACAAGAAAUGUACAUGACAAUUUGACACUAUUGCUUAAUUGCUCACCUUGUAAACCCUUAUAAGGUGCUACAUAAUUGGGUCUUAGAAUUCACCUCUGCAAUGACCUUUCUUUCUGAAAGUGUGUGUAUACUCAGCACCUUGAGUACCUUGUUUGGUAGAUAUGUGCGCUAUAUAAGACUUAAAACUUUUUUAUUUUUUUUGCAACUCCUAAAAGUUGGACAUAAUUUGUUUUCCCUCAGUAGGAUUGCAGAAGUCAGUUCUAGCAUAAAAACUUUGGCCCUAUUUAUUGAGCUGUUUAAUCAGAAAUCUGAUAGUGUAUAGGCCUUCUAAUGUGGUUUGCAAAGUGAUGGGUUUAAGCAUCCAAAAGGAGAUGGAAGACUUAAGAUCACUACGUGGAAGCAGACUUUCUAAGUAGGUUUUCAUUUGUUUUGCAUUUCCAAGAACAAUACCCUGUAAGUCUGCUGCCAUCUAGUGGCCAAGAAGUCUUCCUUCUGCAUGUUAUGAUACUUGUAAUUGAAGUCUAGUUUGGGUACUAUUCGUACUUGGGUACAAUGGAUGUUUAUACUUUACAGUGUAAUAUUACAGAGAGUGGUAUUGAUUGUUAUUAUUAUUUUUUGCUUUUUUGCUUUCCCACCUGUGUUCGUACAAAAAGUGUAUUUAAAAAAGAAUCUUGGUCACAAAGUAUUAUUGUGUUUUUUAAUACUCAAUUUAAAAAUAUUUUGGAUUGUCAGAUAUUUGAGUAGUUUGUAUUUAUAGUUUCAGACUCGAAGGGGAGUGAGAGAAGGGGGGUGGGGGUAACCUACAGGGGGUCAUUUAACAAAGGUUGAUCUUACUUGAAGACAUUGUGUUGAUCCAAAUAGGUCAGAUAAAGAUUUAAAAAACUUGCAUAUUUGGAUUUGCCAGAUGUGUGUGGUUUGUAUUCAUUGUGUAUUACAUUGAUUGAUUAUGCUACCUCUAUUACUUGUAUGUUUCCAGAAAUGAUGGGUUUAUUUGUGAGAAAGCUUCUAAGUCACUAGGAACAACAACAGUCAAACAAAGUUAUGUCGUUGGAAACCAAAUACAGAUACACAAAUGUGAAACAUUUGGCUUUUAUGACAUUUCAUAAAUGCAACUGCUUACACAUUUGGUAAAAUGAGGAAGACAUAAUAAAUACUUCCUAAGAAUUGUGACGAGCAAUUACAAACAAAUACUGUCAUGUUGACUUUGUUCAUGAUAUCUCAUUAAGGAAAACAACUGAAUUGAAAUUAAUCUGUUUCACUCUAGUCAUUAAACAACAAGAUUAUUGAGUAGUGUAUAACUCCACUUAAUGUAAACAAAAUCCAUGCAUAAUAAACAAGGGCUUUUAUCCAAUGCAAUUGGAAACUAGAGAUAUGAUUCGGGUAAUUUAUAACAGGUAAACACACCGUUUGAAGCAUUUGCUGAAGAGAUAUGAUUCGGGUAAUUUAUAACAGGUAUACACACCGUUUGAAGCAUUUGCUGAAUUCCAACAUAAUCCCCUUUUUUUGACAAACACUUUGUGUGUAACUUACAUUUCCUCUAUGGGCCGAGUGUUUUUUGUUUUUCUUACAAAUAUUGAUUAAAUAUAAAUUACUUCAAGUAUUUCUUGAGGCCAAUGCCUGGUCUUACAGGCAGUAUUCAAAGCCUUUCAACAUGGUUGCUGCCAGUAUUUUAUCGUAUGUAGAUUCUUUCUAAUUGUUUAGUAUGUGUAAACACAGAUUCUUAAUUUAAAGACUAUUUGUGAAUGUUUUUUCUUAUUAUUUAAACAAAAAUCUAACCUCCAGUUUUGUUGAACUGAAGAGUCUUUUAACAACGUUGUUUGAGUAGGAUUGCUUCAAGCUAAAUGGUGUUUCUUCUGUGUUGUUUGUAGAUUAAUGUACAUUGUUAGUUGGUUCUAAUGUAACAUUUAUAUGCCACUGUUGGGUUUUUUCUUUUUCAGCCCUGCUGUAUCUGUUUGUUAUUGUCUUUAAGAGCUAGCAUGUAUAACUAGGCCUUUAUUUCUGCUACUUUUUUCCCUUGUUUUUGUCAUGUUAUAGCUUUGGACGCUAGUAUAUAGAAGCACACAAGCUGUAACUAUCAGUGAUAUAUAAUAAACUGUUGUUAUUUAACAGA
Molecule: messenger RNA, 7442 nt
Organism: Asterias rubens (European starfish)
Lineage: Eukaryota; Metazoa; Echinodermata; Asteroidea; Forcipulatida; Asteriidae
Product: homeobox protein Meis1-like
Exons: 11
Coding region: 321-1736 (471 amino acids)
Biological process (GO): brain development; embryonic pattern specification; positive regulation of cell population proliferation
Molecular function (GO): RNA polymerase II cis-regulatory region sequence-specific DNA binding; DNA-binding transcription activator activity, RNA polymerase II-specific
Source: RefSeq, a predicted model, not a curated record